This is a messenger RNA of Salvelinus namaycush (lake trout), 7454 nucleotides long. RefSeq names its product supervillin-like. The record is from RefSeq and is a predicted model, not a curated record. Gene Ontology annotation, cellular component: cytoplasm; actin cytoskeleton. The coding region runs from base 1 to 7035 and encodes 2344 amino acids. NCBI's taxonomy places the organism in Eukaryota, Metazoa, Chordata, Actinopteri, Salmoniformes, Salmonidae. Gene Ontology annotation, biological process: actin polymerization or depolymerization; barbed-end actin filament capping; actin filament severing. The transcript has 43 exons. Gene Ontology annotation, molecular function: actin filament binding; phosphatidylinositol-4,5-bisphosphate binding.
AUGGCAAAACUUGGGAGUGAGACCCCCGUCAAACUUGGGAAGGCAAGACUUUUACAGAAGAGGGCUCUUAGGAUUCCCAAUGGAAAAGUGUCCAAGCGAAGUGAGAAAGUGAAGGUUUCAGAAUUGAGGAAGCGUUUUGAAGGCAUCAGCCCAAGCACUAGCUGUGACUGGGAAAUGAACAGUAGGAAGGAGAGGAUUGCCCGGCGGUUGGAGGGCAUAGAGAGCGAGGUGCAUCCCGCCAUAUUACCCAGCUGCCCAGGCCUGGUGACCAAUCGGCUGGUAGAGGAAGACACGCCCCGUUACACACGCGCCUCGGACACCUGUGACCCCUGUGUCGUCACAGUACAACGUUACAGUAAGGAGGACAUGGAGAGUCCAGAGAUGAUGACCCAUCAGCAGGUCACUGCUCCAGAGAGGCAGUCCAGAGCCCGGUGCAGACCCGAGGAACAGACCCAGACCGUCCUCACUGAACCCACAGACCUCGCUGGUACCGACCUGGACUCCAAGGUGGAGCGGAUCGCCCGCUACAAGGCAGAAAGGCGUCGCCAGUUGGCCGAGCGCUAUGGUAUCUCGCUGGACCAAGAGCCAGACACCACUGUCACCGACCACUUCUCUUCCCGAUACGGUGCCUCCUGUGGACGCAAGGAGUUGGCUUCUUCCUUUGAGAGGCAACAGGGCUACACACACCCAGAAACACGCUGCAGGGCAGAGUCUGUGGGGGACGAACACUCCUACACAUCCAUUAGAUCCAGGGUGGGUAGAGUGGCCCACCCACCACAGGGCUACGGCAAGCCUGGCCAGGGGCGACCCAGGGUCGACUCGUUCACAGAGAGGGAGAGGGUGGAGAACCUGGAGAACCAGCGCAGGGCAGCUCAGCAGGAGAGGAACAUCAAAGCCCCCGAGCCGCAGCCGCCAUCUUCCUCCACCUACAUGGAUGUGACGUCGUCGACCUCUGCCAAAGUGCCCGUUGCUAAGCACAACAUCAUCAUGGGGUUGCCCCCCAGCUCACCCAAGACGAAGUCCUUGCUGCCCUCCCCCAAACAGGAGGUGCCCCCUGGGGACCUGUUCAUAGAGCAACAGGCCCACAACAUCCUCAGCAGACAGGGCCCGGAAGUGAAACCACCCAGCGAUUGGUUCCUCCAGACUGAUUCGGCAGGCAACACCCAGUCCCUUAUCAACUGGCCCUCCAGAAUCAGAGUUAGGGAAAGACUGGCCAGGGAUGAGGGAGUUCGAAAGAGGAGUCCAGAGCUGGGCCACCAUGUCUCCGAGGCCCCCCUGUACAGGAGACACCCCCAGAUCACCACCCGCUCCACAGCCUACCACCAUGACCCCCAGGCUCCGGCGUAUACCACUAAUGACCCUCCAGGCCCCAAGUCCUACUCUCACCACCAGCCUCAGCUCACCCGUUCUGGGCAGAGUGAUGACCCCAGCUAUCUGUCCAUGACUACUGGCCCUGAGAUCAGAGGAGUCCAGGGAGUGGGACAGGGGAGGGAGGCUGAGCCCAGAGGAGGGUACAUGGGAAGAGGGGGAGAGAGAACCAGGAUGAGAUGGGGGGAGUCGGACACAGACCCCGAACCAAUCAGACCUACGGAACAACCCAUGACCCGCCUGCAGGCCGCCGAGGUCAGAGCGGAGCUCAGAGCCUCCAGGGAGAAGGGUCAACAACCGUGGAGUGAUAACGCCAUCUACAUCCAGAGAGGCGUUGUCCCCGCCUCUACCCACAUCCAGAACAGGGGAGGAGGCCCAACCACCACCACCAUGACCACUGACGCCUUCAUCUCCAUCCGCUCCUCAUCCGACACUGGGCCCCAUGGGGCCCCUAGAGGCUCCAUCCCCAGGGCCCAGGAGCCAUGGUCGGUCAAAGAGGCAGCAGGCCUGCGAAGGGGAGCCAUUGAAGAUGGGAUCAGAAAUAGAGACCAGAGCCCACUAGAGACCAGGGACGCUCGUAUCUCUGUGGCCAAGCUUCGUCACUCCUACCUGGAAAGUGCUACGACUGCUACUGCCCCAGUCGUCAGGAAACCUGAGCUAGAGGAGGAAAUAAAGUGGGUGUACCCAGGGGGGACGGAGGUCCCCUGGAGAGGGGUGCGGGACAAUACAGUGGUCCCAUGGAGGGGGGACAGGGACAGGGGGCGCAGGCCCAGACUCUACAUCUCGCCUGGAGAGAGUAGAAAGACCUCAAAGAGGUUUAGGACCCAGCCCAUCACCACCGCUGAGAGACACCGGUCUGAUGGGUACUCCGAUGAAGAGAAAUUGGAUGAGCGAGCCAAGCUGAGUGUUGCAGCCAAGCGUUCUCUCUUCAGGGAGUUGGAGAGGAACACGGAUGGGGGCUCCCCAAAACCCCCAUCACGGAACGUGGCCAUGGAGAGGCGACUGAGACGCACCCAGGAGCGCUCCCAUACCCAGCCAGUCACUACUGAGGAGGUUGUCAUUGCUGCCACCCUGCAUGCGUCCUCACAGGAGAGUGCUGCAGCCAGGGAGCAGGCCAGGCAGGCCCAUAAUGCCCUAGAGGUCCAGAGGGAGGCGCAGCGAACCUCCAAGCUCCUCCAGACUUCUUCUCCUGAGGAGAACCAGCCCCAGGCCCAGAAUCAUGGCCAGGGGGACGCAGAGCCGGAUCUGUCCACCUUAAGCUUGGCAGAGAAGAUGGCUCUGUUCAACAGACUGGCCCAGCCAGCCACCAGGGUGAUCCGCACCAGGCCUGAUAGCAGGGGGCGCAGGGCCAACGCCCGUUACCAGACCCAGCCAAUCACCCUGGGAGACCUGGAGCAGGAGCACUCAGACACUGACCCAUGUGAUGAGCAGGAGCUAGGUGACGGGGGCCAGUGUGACAUCACACAAAUCCAUAACGGGGCCAAGUUGGGCCAGCUAUCCUCAUCUGCCCUCAGACCUGGGGCCACGGUCUCCACAGACCACGCAGGGGACAUCCACUUAGCCACUGGGGGCGGGGGUAGCCCAGCCAAGGCACCCAACCCUAGGUACUACGAAAGGUCCAUCCCCCACCACCCUAGCCCUCCCACCCAGAUCACAGAACCCUCCAAUGCCGUCUGGAGGUCUGUGCCUGGCCCCCACCACCAAGCCUCUCUGGAUCUCCAGGCGCACCAGGCUGACACAACCACCAUCCUCCUCCAGGGAGAAGAGGGCGAUCUGUGGGGAGGGAAGAGAGAGCUGCCCUCUCCGGAGGGAGGUGUCAGAAAGGCCCCCAUGCCCCAGCCUCAGGCCUGGUAUGGUGGGAGGGAGUGGGAGGAGGAGCAGCGUUUGGCCAGGAUGGGUGAUGGUGUGGAGCCCCAGCGUGUAUUGAAGGGGUCAGAGAGUGGUGGUGGUGGUCUCCACCAGGACCACAGGCAGCACCAGGAGCAGAGGGGCUAUCUGAGACAGUCAUCAUUAGACCUCCAGGACCCAGACAGACACAGGUCAAAGGUCAUCAGCACUGAGCUGCCAGACACUAGUGUGUCAUCAUCGAGAGCAGCAGAGCAGCUAAGGAGUGCAUCUCUCUCUCCACACACACUGCUGCCUCAGGCUCGGGAGCUGGGCGGCGAGGACACACACACGGACGGCAGCAGUGGUCUGGGACACACACACAGCCUCGUCCAUUCGGAGCAAGAGGACAUAGAGCUCUCAGAAGCCAUGUCGGCGAGACAGAUGUCCAUCAAAGACAGGCUGGCCCUGUUGAAGAAGAGUGGCGAGGAGGACUGGAGGAACAGGAUUAAUAGGAAGCAGGAUGUGGUGAAGAUGGCCGUGUCAGAGCGUCACGCUCAGCUAUGGGAGGUGGAGCAGAGCUUCAAGAAGAAGAACGAAGGGAUGCUGAUUAAUGAGUUGGCUGUGUCUGAUCAGCUCUGGAGGAUGGGAGGGGGAGAGGAGACUACGGAAAACCAGAACCAGCGUAUAGAGAUGUCUAUCCAUGAGAGGAAGCAGCUGAUCGUGGCCCGAGAAGAGGCCUGGAAGUCCAAGGGCCACGGGGCCGCUAACGACUCCACACAGUUCACUGUGGCCGCACGCAUGGUCAAGAAAGGUCUGGCUUCUCCUUCUGCUCUCUUGAACCCUGUGACGUCUCUCCCUUCCAAACCCAAGAACACCACUCCUGCCAUCUCCAAGCCCCUGGAAGAGAUCGAGGCCAAACCGGACAUGAACCUGGAGUCGGACAGUAAACUCGAUAAGCUGGAGUCUUUCCUGGGCAGGUUGAACAGUAAAGUGGGCGGCCUGCAGGAAUCCACCAUCACAGUGACGAAGAAGACGGUCAAAGAUGUCAUGAAUCUGGAUGAUGAGAUGUUCGACAAGUUUUACCGCCACAUGGCCGAGAUGCCCCUCAACAUGAACAGCAAGGUGGACAUCAAUGACGACUUUGACGACAUCUUCGGUGGUACCCAGAUGCCCAAGCUGACCUCAGCCAUGGUGGAGCACAAGCGGUCGGUGCGUCCAGUGCGCAACGUCCAGUCGUCCAGGAACCCUCUGAAGAUGCUGGCAGCCAGAGAGGACAUCCGACACGAGUACACAGAGCAGAGACUCAACAUCGGCCUGCUGGAGAGCAAGAGGAUGAAGCAAGAGAAGAUGAAUAAAAAUAGUGGAUUCUCUGAGGUGGCUCUGGCGGGUUUGGCCAGUAAGGAGAACUUCAGCAGUGUCAACCUGCGUAGUGUCAACAUCUCCGACCAGAUGUCCAACAACAGCGCCGUGCCCUACAAGAAACUCAUGCUCUUGCAAGUCAAAGGCCGACGGCACGUCCAGACCAGACUAGUGGAGCCCAGAGCGUCCUCUCUAAACAGCGGGGAUUGCUUUCUGCUCAUCACUCCCCAUCACUGCUUUGUCUGGACCGGAGAGUUUGCCAACGUCAUCGAGAAGGCCAAGGCUGCUGAGCUGGCCCAGUUCAUCCAGACCAAGAGAGAUCUGGGCUGCCGUGCCAACUAUGUAGAGCUGAUCGAGGAGGGUAUCAACACACACAGCUACGCUGCCAAGGAGUUCUGGAAGAUUCUGGGUGGACAGACCAGCUACCAGUCCGCGGGGACACCAGACGAGGAUGAGCUGUAUGAGAGCGCCGUCGUAGAAACCAAUUGCAUCUACCGCCUAGUGGACGACAAACUGGUCCCCGAUGAUGACUUCUGGGGGAAGGUUCCCCGAUGCACGCUGCUCAGCCCCAAACAGGUGUUGGUGUUUGACUUUGGCAGUGAGGUGUAUGUGUGGCACGGUAAGGAGGUGACUCUGGCCCAGAGAAAAGUUGCCUUCCAGCUGGCUAAACACCUGUGGAACGGAACCUUCGACUACACAAACUGUGACAUUAACCCCCUGGACCCUGGAGAGUGCAACUCACUCAUACCCAGGAAAGGCCAGGGCCGUCCAGACUGGGCUAUGUUUGGAAGGUUGACGCAACACAACGAGACCACCCUGUUCAAGGAGAAGUUCCUGGACUGGACAGACUCCAAGAAGAAAGGUACCAUCAAGAACGGCCAUGAGCACCUCAACGAAAACAACAAGGAGCAGCAGAGCCCGGAACAGAACAUGAUGCGGGCCUAUGAUGCCUCCCUGAUGCUGCCGCUGCUCCAGACCCCGGUUCGUACGGUGUUGGAUGGGGUGGACCUGGGCCGGGGCUAUGGCCCGGUGGCGGGGGAUGACCGCAGGCACUUUGAGAUCAGCACCACCGCCGUGGACAUCUGGCACAUACUAGAGUUUGACUACAGCCGGCUGCCCAGGCAGAGCAUCGGACAGUUCCAUGAGGGAGACACCUAUGUGGUGAAAUGGAAGUACAUGGUGAGCACAGCAGUUGGGAAGAGGCAGAAUCCGGACGCGGUGAGGAGCGCAGGAGCUGGGAAGGAGAAGUGUUCCUAUUUCUUCUGGCAGGGCCGGAAUUCUACCGUCAGUGAGAAGGGAACGUCAGCGCUAAUGACUGUUGAACUGGACGAGGAGAGAGGAGCACAGGUCCAGGUGCAGCAGGGGAAGGAGCCUCCAUGUUUCCUUCAGUGUUUCAACGGAGGGAUGGUGGUCCAUGCAGGGAAGAGAGAAGAGGAGGAGGAGAACUCACAGAAUGACUGGCGGUUGUACUGUGUGCGGGGGGAGGUCCCGGUGGAGGGCCACCUGCUGGAGGUAGCAUGCCACUGCAGCAGUCUGCGCUCCCGGACCUCUAUGGUGCUUCUCAGCGUCUCUAAAGCAACCAUGUACGUGUGGCACGGCUGCAAGGCCCAGCUCCACACACGCGACGUGGGGCGCACUGCCGCCGACAAGAUCAAAGAACAGUGUCCGUUGGAGGCGGGGCUCCACAGCAGCAGUAAGGUGACCAUCCAUGAGUGUGACGAGGGGGCGGAGCCUACGGGAUUCUGGGAAGCUCUGGGAAGGAGAGAUAGGAAGGCCUACGACUGCAUGCUCCAAGAUCCAGGGAAGUUCAACUUCACCCCUCGUCUCUACCAGCUGAGCAGUACGUCUGGAGAGUUUGUUGCAAUGGAGUUCUUCUACCCAGCCAGAAUAACGGAGGAGGUCAACUCACUGCCCUUCCUACAGGAGGACCUCUACACUGCCUCUCAACCAGCCCUCUUCCUGGUCGACAACCACCACGAGGUCUACCUGUGGCAAGGCUGGUGGCCCCAGGACAGCGAGAGCCCCGGCUCUGCCCGUAUCCGCUGGGACGCAGACAGGAAGUGUGCCAUGGAGACGGUGCUGCAGUACUGCACAGAAAAGAAUGAGAAGAAGCCACCCAAGGCGUAUCUGAUCCAUGCGGGACUUGAACCUCUAACCUUCACCAACAUGUUUCCAUGCUGGGAACACAGAGAGGACAUAGCUGAGAUCACUGAGAGGGAGGCAGAGGUUUGUAACCAGAUAAUUCUGGUAGAGGAUGUGUUGGCACGGCUGUGUAAGACCACCUACCCCCUGGCAGACCUGCUGGCACGGCCCCUACCCGAGGGAGUCGACCCCCUACGCCUGGAGAUCUACCUAGACAAUGAUGACUUUGAGGGUGUAGGGGCUUAUGGGAAGAACGCUCUGGAGAUGUCGAGGGAUGAGUAUGAGGUGUUGCCAGGUUGGAAGCAGGUGAACGUGAAGAAAGCCAAAGGAUUGUUUUAGUACUUUGGACAGAAGGCUUGACCAGCGGAUGACAUCAUCAGCAAGCGACGGUCAGUGCAUCGUGGUUCAGUUGUAACAGGAACCCGCCACUGAGAACUUUUUAAUUGAACAUUAUACCCCUUCAUCUCCGGACUGGAGAGGGCUUGGGACACACACACACUUCUGAGAACCCUACCCUGGUUGGAGGGAGGGAAGAGGAGGAGAGAUGCAGUGGUGGAAGGAGUGAGGAUCAACAGAUUUGUGCCAGCCUCGUGUAUAGUUUUCUUCUUUUCUUUAUUUUAUUUGUAUGUGUUACCAGUUUUGUUUUGUAAUUCUCAAUGUAGGUAGUUCAGAGGUGCGUGUGAGUGAAUGUUGAGUGGAUGUUUACGUAAUGUCGGCACCCGUUUUUUUUAAAUCCACACGGUGUGUGUGUGGGUGGG